AUGGAUAUGAAAAAAGCGAUUAAGAAAAGAAUAGAAAUUUAACGUAAUAUAUAUAAAUUUAUAUAAGUAAAAUAAAUGAAUAAGCAAAGUUUAUAAGAAUUCAAAGUUAACUUCUGCUAGAAUACUAAAUGUUAAGUAAGAUAAGAUCAUUUUAUGCCAUUAUAACAAAUAAUAUAAUGUCAAUAUUAUCAUAAUAAUAGUGAUAAAAGAAGAAACAGUAAUAAUUAUAAGCCAAUAUACAUAUGUGAUUAGAAUAAUGAAGGGAAUGACUUUUGCAACAAUAUUAUUGAAUAUCUGUAUCAUCCUAGGAUUUAUGGCACUCUGCCAUGCAAAUUUGAAAAGUAAAAAUAAAAAUAAUAAAUAACAUCAGAUCUUAGAAUUGCAAUGUACAACAUUGUCCAUUUAAGCAUGAUGAAAAUCAAAUAAAAUAAGCAUUUCAAUACAAGAUAUUCACAAAAUUAAAUUAGAUCUUAGAGAGCAAAUCAAAGGAGAAUGAUGUAUGAUAUAUAUUAAAAUAUUUAGUUAUUAUUUAAUUCUAAAAAAUACAUUCAACGCAUAGAGAUCAAUUAAUUUGAAGAUUUGAAGCAUGAGUUUAAACAAUUUAAGGAGAUUCGCAUGGAUUUGAUCAUGAAUUACAUUUGCGCUUUUUUGAACUCUUAAGGUGGAAUCUUAUAUAUUGGAAUCACAGACAAAGGGAUAGUUUAAGGCAUUAAAAUGACUAGAAAAUAGAAGGAUGACUUCUAAAUUGAAUUCGACAAUAACCUGAGACAUUUUGAUCCAAUUGUUCUACCAGAGUAAGUUGAAUUAAUGUUUGUACCUAUAUACAAAGAUGAACUAAUAAUGAUAUAGGAUUUAUUUGUUAUUGAGAUAAAAAUUAAUGUUGUAGAUAAAAAAUAAUUAUAUUUCACUAAUUAAAAUGAGGCCUAUAUCAAGAGAAAUGCAACAAUUAAUCAGUUAAAACCAAAAGAAAUAAAGUAAUUAUAUUUAUUGUAUGAAAGAGAUUUAGUACUACUUAAGUUAAUGAGUUGA
Paramecium octaurelia is the source of this 1029-nucleotide messenger RNA. Lineage: Eukaryota; Ciliophora; Oligohymenophorea; Peniculida; Parameciidae. The record is from the annotation of a GenBank genome assembly.